Vespula pensylvanica (western yellowjacket) is the source of this 1945-nucleotide messenger RNA. It is a transcript of the gene ZnT35C, whose product is annotated as zinc transporter 2. The coding region runs from base 639 to 1883 and encodes 414 amino acids. Gene Ontology annotation, biological process: zinc ion transmembrane transport; response to zinc ion. The transcript is spliced from 8 exons. Lineage: Eukaryota; Metazoa; Arthropoda; Insecta; Hymenoptera; Vespidae. The record is from RefSeq and is a predicted model, not a curated record. Gene Ontology annotation, molecular function: zinc ion transmembrane transporter activity. Gene Ontology annotation, cellular component: plasma membrane.
AAGUAACAUUAUGUCUACAUUAUAUCAUGGAAAAAUUUUAUGCAAUUUUUAUACGAUUUUCUAUAGACAAAAGCAUGUUUCUUUCGUCUUUUUUUCUUUGUUUUGUUUUAAGCACAAGUUUUAAAUCUUACUUGGCCAGCCAAUUACAUUUUCUUUUAUUUGUAGAUAAAAAAAUAAAAUUUAUCUUCAAAUUAUCAAGAAACGUGUUUACACGAUCAUCGAUAAUGGUCAAUUCGACGAGGUAUUCGUUUUCAAAGUGUUAUACUUGAAAACAUUUGCAAAUAAUAUUUUAUAAGUAUAUUUAUUUAUCUAGAACAAUGAAGAACGAUUGAAACCUGAUGGUUGAUCGUAAUUGAUUCGACGUUUUCAAAAUUUGAAUAUCGUGCUAACUGAUACGAAUUCGUCAUUCGUUUACACGAAUUAUAUCGAAACGUGAUAUUAUAUCUGAUUAUUUUGUUUGAUAACUAUUUGUGAAUCUAUUUGGAAUAUCAAUGAUAACGAUAAUUUUUCGUCGAUUUUGUUCUUAUUAAUUAGUUCACUAUUAUCGUUUCAAUAGUCAUCGUUUCUACAAUACUAUUCGUUUUUAGAUUUUAUUCCAAAAUAAGUAAAAAGAAUAUAUAAUUGAAAAUCGAAGAACCAUGGAGAAUUCUGUGAUAAGUAACGAGAACGAUGCGUUUAAAGAUAAAGCUAUCUAUGGUUAUGGAACAAGCAUACCUCCUAAUAAUAAUGAAUCCGAAGAGGAUAUAUCAUCGAAGAAAGUGAUAUUUUGCGUUCAUGGAAAAUUAUCGGGUUGUUGUACCGUUGUUAAAGGAAUCGAUGAAAAUGUAACGAUGGAUUAUCAACAGAAUUCAUCGAUUUUACCAGAGGAUCAUUGUCAUCGAGAAAGAAAUGGGGAAGUUGAUAAGAAAGCUCGGAAAAAGCUUUUACUUGCGAGUGGUCUUUGUGUUCUCUUCAUGAUAGCUGAAAUAAUUGGUGGUGUUCUCUCGAAUAGUUUGGCUAUAGCUACAGACGCAGCACACUUGCUAACUGAUUUCGCAUCAUUCAUGAUUUCUCUAUUCUCAAUCUGGGUCGCAGGAAGGCCUGCAACAAGGAAAAUGCCAUUCGGUUGGUAUCGUGCGGAAGUGAUCGGUGCAUUAACGUCGGUACUAUUGAUAUGGGUUGUCACAGGGAUUCUAUUCUAUCUUGCUGUAGAGAGAAUAAUUAACAAGGAUUUCCAGUUAGACGUCACGGUGAUGUUAAUUACCUCUGCGGUUGGUGUUGGGGUAAAUCUAGUAAUGGGGCUAAGUUUGCAUCAACAUGGUCAUAGUCAUGGUGGACAUAGUCAUCACGAACAAGAUGAUCAUAAAACGAAAAAGAUUACGGACGAAGAGAAGAUAUCUCACAAGGAUGAACACGAUAGGAAAAAUAUUAACGUUCGCGCUGCAUUUAUACAUGUCAUAGGCGAUUUUAUUCAAAGUAUAGGCGUUUUUAUCGCGGCAUUAGUUAUUUAUUUUAAACCAACAUGGACCAUAGUUGAUCCUAUCUGUACGUUCCUAUUUUCAAUAUUAGUCAUGCUCACGACAGUGGCAAUCAUCAAAGACGUUAUGAACGUCCUCAUGGAAGGAAUGCCUAAAGGAUUUGAUUAUUCUCAAGUAGAGAAUACUUUCAUGCAAAUAGAAGGCGUUGUGAAAGUACAUAAUUUGAGGAUUUGGGCUCUUUCACUCGACAAAACCGCUUUGUCAGCGCAUUUAGCGAUCAAACCUGGUACCAGCCCGCAAAAUAUUUUACGUACGGCAACGAGAAACAUUCACGAAAGUUACAAUUUCUUUGAGAUGACGUUACAAAUAGAAGAGUUCAACGAACGAAUGGAAAAUUGUGAACAGUGCAAAGCUUUGUCACAAUGAAUUAACGUCGUUUUUAUAGUUAAUGCCGUUUUAUCGUAUUGUAUGACGAGCUUCGACAUCUA